Phalacrocorax carbo (great cormorant) is the source of this 743-nucleotide messenger RNA. NCBI's taxonomy places the organism in Eukaryota, Metazoa, Chordata, Aves, Suliformes, Phalacrocoracidae. The record is from RefSeq and is a predicted model, not a curated record.
AUGCCCCACACCAGGCUGCUGCUCCUCCUCACCCUCCUCUGUGCCACUGAGACCGGACGGGCUCUCCACCUCUACAAUGCUGCCUCCAUCUUUAGCUGCCUCAACGCAGCCCUUGCUGAAGCCCAGAAGGGCCUCCCAGAGGAAAACACCAUCUUGGACAAGCGCAGCUUCGACUCCCCAUCACCAGAAGAGACUUCUGAGGACGAGGAGGGGGAGGAUGCAGUGAAUGAAGAGAUGGGGAAAAGGACGUUCCCAGGGGAAGGCCAUUACAAAUACGUCUCCCAGGCACAGGUGAAGGGGAAGACAUACCAAAACCGAGCCAAGAGCGACCGCCGCACCAAGGUCACCCUCUCCCUCGACGUCCCUACCAACAUCAUGAACAUCCUCUUCAACAUCGCCAAAGCCAAGAACUUGCGGGCAAAGGCCGCCGCCAAUGCGCAUCUCAUGGCCCAAAUCGGGCGGCGGAAGUGACCCCCCGUGGGGCAGGGGGGGACUCGGAGAAGGGCUGGCUGUGUGGGGCCACCACCCGGCCCAGACUGCCAGCCAGAGGGGACUGAUGGCCAUGUAUGAUAUCAGUGUUGUAUAUUUUUGACCCAUAGAGCUACCUAACUUUCAUAUCUCUUCUUCCUCCUUCUCUCCUUCCUGAUCAAUUCCGUCCCUCCUCCUGGACAUUUCCAUGAGUGGGGAAGAGGCUUCUGUCCGCAGUAGGACAAGGGGACGUGUCACCUCGGGAAGGACCCUAA